Messenger RNA from Hirundo rustica (Barn swallow), 1027 nucleotides. It is a transcript of the gene NUDT18, whose product is annotated as nudix hydrolase 18. NCBI's taxonomy places the organism in Eukaryota, Metazoa, Chordata, Aves, Passeriformes, Hirundinidae. Gene Ontology annotation, molecular function: 8-oxo-GDP phosphatase activity; magnesium ion binding; 8-oxo-dGDP phosphatase activity. The record is from RefSeq and is a predicted model, not a curated record. Bases 43 to 1008 code for a protein of 321 amino acids. The transcript has 4 exons.
CGGCGGAGCCCCCGGCGCGCUGCCGCGGGACCCCCCGCUCCCAUGGGGGACGCGCCGGUGCCGGAGCUGGAGGCGGUGCUGGAUGGAGGCGCUUGGGACGUGGGGACGGUUUUCGAGGGGUCCCCCGCGCCCCCCGGGCCCGUCCGCCUGGGCAGGAACGUUUGCUACGUGGUGCUGGCCGUGAUCUUCAACCAGGAGGACGCGGUGCUGCUGGUGCAGGAGGCCAAGCCCGAGUGCCGGGGGCUCUGGUACCUGCCCGCGGGCCGGAUGGAGCCGGGCGAGGGCAUCGCGGCGGCGCUGCGGAGGGAGGUGAGGGAGGAGUCGGGGCUGGAGUGCGAGCCGCUCACGCUGCUGGCGCUGGAGGAGAGGGGCCCGGCCUGGAUCCGCUUCGCCUUCCUGGCACGGGCCACAGGUGGCACCCUGAAGACCCUCGAGGCCGCCGACGCCGAGUCCCUCCAAGCCACUUGGUGGCCCGGGGACCCUCGAUCUCUGCCGCUGCGCUCUCCGGACAUCCUGCCCGUGCUGGACCUGGCCGCCCGCUACCGCCGGAGCCCCGCGCACCCCCCGACGCUGCCGCGGGAGCUGCCCUGCUCCGCGCUCUGCCUGCGGCUCCUGCUGCCCUUCGCCAACGCCGCCGGCCGCCUGUGGCUGCUGCUGGCCACCUCCGGCACCCCGCACCUGCCCGUGGUGGCCUGCGACGCGUCCCCGUCGCCGUCCCGGCUGCGCUCCGGGCUGCGCCCGCCCGUGCUGCGCCUGCUGCGGGAGCUCCUGGCCUGGGAGGCGCAGCCCGAGGCUCUGGGGCUGCUGGGGCUGCAGCACCGGGCGGGGCGGUGCGGGGACACCGACGGCAUCUGUUUCAACGUGAUGCUGAGCGUCCCUGCGGGGAGCCAGCGGGACGAGCCCCCCGAGCCCCGCCACCCCGCGCUGCGCUGGUGGCCGGUGCGGGACGAGGGGCUGCGGGGCCGCAUCCUGCAGAGGCUGAGCGCCGCGGUGCCCGUGAGGAGUUAGGGAUGGGCUCUGGGAUCGG